Boleophthalmus pectinirostris (great blue-spotted mudskipper) is the source of this 1762-nucleotide messenger RNA. Its product is annotated as kazrin-A-like. Gene Ontology annotation, molecular function: protein binding. NCBI's taxonomy places the organism in Eukaryota, Metazoa, Chordata, Actinopteri, Gobiiformes, Gobiidae. The transcript has 9 exons. The record is from RefSeq and is a predicted model, not a curated record. Bases 1 to 1140 code for a protein of 379 amino acids.
AUGACCAGUUCCUCUCAACUGACAGCGUACUGUGACAGCCUGACGCAGAGCCUGUCGGACGGGGAGGAGCAGGAGCGGCAGCAGCAGGUGGAGCUCACCCGCAGCACAUGCAUGUCCCAGUGGAGAGCGGGCGCGGUGCAGGCCUGGCUCGACCUGGUGCUGGGGAUGCCCAUGUACGCACGAGCCUGCGCAGAAAACGUCAAGAGUGGAAAGUGUAGACCUUGUUUAACAGUGUUUUGUUGUGGUCAGGUGCUGCUGGGUCUGACAGAUGAUGACCUGGAGCAUGGUCUGGGCAUCAGUAACCCUCUCCACCGCAGGAAGCUCCGACUGGCCAUAGAGGACUACAGGAGGGCUGAAGGGGAGCAUGGCUUAGGCCUGUCUAAAGCCUCAGAACUGGACCACCACUGGGUCUGCUCAUCCUGGCUCUGUGAGGUGGGCCUUCCUCAGUACUCCCAAGUCUUCCUCACUCACCUGAUCGACGCACGGGUUUUAAAUUCUCUCAACCGCAGAGACCUAGAGCGAUACCUCAACAUCAAUGACCCCUUCCACCAGACCAGCCUCCUCCUGGGUGUACAGCUGCUGCAGAUGCUCAGCUUUGACAAAGAGGCCCUACAGGCACGACGCGCCAAAUGUGAACAGCUCGACCGGGAUCCCAUUGUCUGGACGUGUCAGCGCGUAAUGAAGUGGGCCCGGGACAUCGACCUCAAGGAGUUUGCAGAUAACCUCCAGGGUAAAGGUGUCCAUGGAGCUGUGCUGGUUCUGGACCCGUCCUUCGACCCAGAGGCCAUGUCCAAAGCCCUGUGCAUCCCCACCAACAGACACAUGCUGCACAGACACCUGUACGAGGAGAUGAAGGCUCUCACUGCCCCACACUGCAGCACACUUGAACCUGGAAGUGCCUCCUCUUCACCAGUCAUCAUGAAUCGAUUUGCAGACGAGAGGAAGUCUAUGAGAAGAUCAGGGAAGAGUCCAUUGAGGUUGCGGGCCAGUAGUCAUUCUGCAGAGCGAGCCCGGGGCCUCCACCAGACCAGCCCCAGCUCUUGCGGAUCUUUACCCAGAGAGGGGAGGGCGCAGGCGGGGUCGAGAGGCAGAGGCAGUCCCAUGCACACCUACACCAGCGUAGAGAUCACUAAUGUCUGAAAAAACAGCCAAUAUGCACUACUGUUUACAAACUGUUUACUACUGAAAGGCUGUGUGCUUUCCAAUGGACUCAAAGGGACUUAAAUUUUUGCAGCACUUGCUCUUUCCAUUUGAAUGUUUAGAUUAGGUGUCUAUUGCCCUCUGCUGGUAAUUUAGGGGACUGAAGACAAUUGAAAUAGUAAUUAGCAGCAUGAAUACUGGUCAAAUAACACUUACAUAUAUGUUCAUAGUGAGGGAAAUGAAGCACAGAAAUGAUCUUAACAGGUUUGGUGAAGAAUGACUUUAUAUGAGCAGACGACAUGGUUAGAAGGUGCAUUAUGUAACUUUUCUCGUGGAGCGUCCAUCACUUGUUUGUUUCCAUUAAAAUGCUAUAGCUUUGCUUGGAAUGUUCCUCAGUAUGGUAUUAAAUUUCUCUAUUUUAGUUCACAGGUUUGUUACUAUGAGCUGACUUGCCUCUCCACAGAUCUCACUUGUAGUUUUGCCUGGCGCUUAUCUCCAUGAAGAUAGAUAGGCUUAUUGUAAUACUGCAAAUCACAGAAUCUCCAUAGAGACAAGCAAAUGACAGAAAAGCAUAAUUUUGGGACUUCUACCCUGUGCAAGUGGAGUGUUUAACUUAUUGGAA